AUGGAAGAUGCAGAUCUUUACGAAAGUUUGCCUGUUACGUCAACCAUGUCGACACACAUGGUGGCCGGAGCAGCAGCCGGAGUUUUAGAACACAGUAUCAUGUAUCCUGUAGAUUGUGUCAAGACUAGAAUGCAAAGCUUAGUACCAAAUCCAAAAGCAGAUUAUCGUAGUUUGUCAGAUGCUCUUUCCAAGAUUGUCCGUCAAGAAGGAAUAAAGAACACUGUUAGAGGAAUAAAUUCUGUGGUAUCUGGAGCAGGGCCUGCUCAUGCCAUGUAUUUUGCUUGUUAUGAAAAAAUAAAAGAAAAUUUAAUAAAUGUCAAUAAAACAAACAGUCACAUAGCACAUGGAACUGCUGGUUGUGUGGCUACAGUCUUUCAUGAUCUAAUAAUGAAUCCAGCCGAUGUUGUGAAACAAAGAAUGCAAAUGUUUGGAAGUCCUUAUAAAACCUGUAUUGACUGUGGUAGAACAAUUUUAAAAGAGGAAGGAAUUGGUGCUUUCUAUCGUAGUUUCACAACACAAUUAACUAUGAACAUACCAUUUCAAUGUGUACAAUUUAUGACUUAUGAAAUAAUGCAGGAUAUAUUAAAUAAAGACAGGUCUUAUGAUCCUCUAACCCAUAUUAUAUCUGGUGGGAUUGCAGGUGCUAUGGCUGCCACAGCUACCAUGCCAUUAGAUGUGUGUAAGACAUUAUUAAAUACACAGGAGCAUUGUGCAAGGACUAGAGUCUCCUACAUUAAUGGUAUGUCAGCAGCAUUUAGGACGGUUUAUGAAUUUCAAGGAAUAUCAGGUUAUUUUAGAGGACUGAGAGCUCGUGUUGUUUAUCAAAUACCAUCAACAGGAAUAUCGUGGCUGGUGUAUGAGUUUUUCAAAUUCUAUUUGACUAAAAAGGAGAGUGAUGGAUAUUUACCAGUAAAUCAUUUACCGAUGCCUCAUACAUCUUCUACACCUAAAUAG
Messenger RNA from Lottia gigantea (owl limpet), 954 nucleotides. RefSeq lists its product as hypothetical. NCBI's taxonomy places the organism in Eukaryota, Metazoa, Mollusca, Gastropoda, Lottiidae. Gene Ontology annotation, cellular component: mitochondrial membrane. The transcript has 4 exons. Gene Ontology annotation, biological process: iron import into the mitochondrion. The record is from RefSeq and is a predicted model, not a curated record. Gene Ontology annotation, molecular function: ferrous iron transmembrane transporter activity. Bases 1 to 954 code for a protein of 317 amino acids.